Hypanus sabinus (Atlantic stingray) is the source of this 1064-nucleotide messenger RNA. It is a transcript of the gene arl2, whose product is annotated as ADP-ribosylation factor-like 2. The transcript has 5 exons. The record is from RefSeq and is a predicted model, not a curated record. Gene Ontology annotation, cellular component: cytoplasm; microtubule cytoskeleton. Lineage: Eukaryota; Metazoa; Chordata; Chondrichthyes; Myliobatiformes; Dasyatidae. Gene Ontology annotation, biological process: protein folding. Bases 77 to 631 code for a protein of 184 amino acids. Gene Ontology annotation, molecular function: GTPase activity; GTP binding.
GCGAGCCAAUGAGGGUGCCGCGGAGGCGGGAGAGCGGCCCGGCGGCCCGGCGGCGGCGGAGGAGGAGACCGGCGGGAUGGGGCUGCUGAGCAUCCUGAAGAAGAUGAAGGAGAAGGAACGCGAGGUGCGGCUGUUGAUGCUCGGCCUGGACAAUGCCGGGAAAACGUCCAUCCUGAAAAAGUUCAACGGAGAGGAUAUCGACACCAUCUCCCCGACGCUGGGCUUCAACAUCAAAACUCUGGAGCACAGAGACUUCAAGCUGAACAUCUGGGACGUGGGAGGCCAGAAGUCCCUGCGAUCCUACUGGAGGAACUACUUUGAGAGCACGGACGGCCUGAUCUGGGUGGUGGACAGUGCCGAUCGCCUCCGGCUCGACGACUGCAAGAGAGAGCUGUCCGUGUUGCUCCGGGAGGAGCGACUGGCUGGCGCGACACUCCUGGUGUUUGCCAACAAACAGGAUCUGCCUGGAGCCCUCUCGUCAGAUGCCAUCAAGGAAGCCCUGGACCUAGACAGCAUUCAGACCCACCACUGGUGCAUCCGCGACUGCAGCGCGGUGACGGGGGAGAACCUGCUGGCUGGAAUAGACUGGCUGCUGGACGACAUCUCCUGCCGGAUAUUCACCGCGGACUGAGCCCUCCGCUGCCCCUCACCCCGAAGGACUGCCCCCUCCGAGCCCCCCGUCACGACGGUGGCGCCCACCCUAUUCCGAGGCCUGGAUCGAUGGGAGCAGACUGCCAAGCGCAGCAACUGCAUCGAGUUAUCGAAGUGGAGUUGGGAGGGGGAGGGGGGCAGAGAAAUAAUUAAAUCCCACCUGCAAAGCUCCUUAAUUUUAUGAACCCUCAAUGUUAAAUCCUUUCCUGACAGGACAGUGACGUGAGCAGUGCUCGGUUCAAUGAGGUGUGAAUAUGGCAAGUAAAGUUUGAUCUGCAUGAAGGCGUCCUGUAAACAGAAAGAGCAGGGAAUUCCCUUCUUGUGCAUUUACGUCCUCGCCCUCCCAACGGAGCUCUCUUAAUUGCUCCCUUGUUCCUCCCGCACCUGUGCCCUCCCUCCCUCACUCCCCCCCC